This is a messenger RNA of Pimephales promelas (fathead minnow), 4199 nucleotides long. The record is from RefSeq and is a predicted model, not a curated record. NCBI's taxonomy places the organism in Eukaryota, Metazoa, Chordata, Actinopteri, Cypriniformes, Leuciscidae.
CCCAUAUAGAUUUAAAAAGCGAGAAGGAUUCAGUGUGUAUGACAGUCACUGAGUGCGAAGCAUCGGGAGAACAUCUGUCUGUCUGUAGUCCGUCUGUCUCCACUUUUUCUGAGGAUGCUACAGUUACCGCGGCUCCGCCAGGGCGUGAUCGCGCUUCUCAUAUGGUUCGCGCACUUGAUGGAACAGCAGAAAGUACAAGCUGGCAACUGCUGGCUUCAGCAGGGCAAGAACGGGAGAUGCCAGGUUCUGUACAUGUCUGGGAUGAGCCGGGAAGACUGUUGUAGAAGUGGUCGCCUGGGCACGGCGUGGACCGAGGAGGAUGUACCUAAUAACACACUCUUCCGGUGGCUGAUCUUCAAUGGCGGCGCACCAAACUGCAUACCUUGCAAAGAGACUUGUGAUAAUGUGGACUGUGGUCCUGGAAAGAGGUGCAAAAUGAACAAGCGGAAUAAGCCGCGCUGCGUGUGCGCUCCAGACUGCUCCAAUGUCACCUUUAAAGGGCCCGUGUGUGGCUCCGAUGGGAAAACGUACCGGAACGAGUGUGCACUCCUUAGGGCCAAGUGCAAGAGACACCCUGACCUGACUGCGCAGUACCAGGGAAAAUGCAAAAAGUCAUGCUAUGACGUGCGUUGUCCUGGAAGCUCGACAUGUGUACUGGACCAGACCAACAAUGCCUACUGCGUGACCUGCAACCGGCUUUGCCCCGAGGUGACCUCGCCGGAGCAGUACCUGUGCGGGAAUGACGGGAUCGUGUACGCCAACACCUGCCAUCUCCGAAGGGCCACGUGCAUCAUGGGACGCUCCAUUGGAGUAGCCUACGAGGGGAAAUGCAUAGACGCCAGGUCCUGUGAAGACAUCAAAUGCCGCGAGGGACGGAAGUGUCUGUGGAAUAAGCGUACGGGACGGGGACUAUGCGCGGCGUGCGAGGAGGACACCUGUCCCGAGAGUCGACCGGGCGACAGUGUGUGCGCUAGCGACAACGUCACCUACCCGAGCGAGUGCACCAUGAGGCAGGCCGCCUGCUCUUUGGGCCUCGUCCUGGAAGUCAAACACUCGGGCUCCUGCAACUGUAAGUAGAGGAUGCUAAGCCUGGCCGCACCCUUGUCCCGCAUUCCCACCCCCUGCCAGAUAGACACCCCUCUUUCUUACCCCUCCCACUCCCAAAAAGGAACACAAGGACUGUCAGAGAGCACGUAUUCGGCUUCCUCUCGCAAAGACAUUCUGCGUUUUACCUCAGAGGCGAUGAGACGUCCUGAUGCGUUAGAAGUGUCCAGGACGGCGCAGAUGUUCUCUUGCUCAUCUGUUGAUGUCUUAAAUGAGGUUAAGCCGAAAUCUUUGAGGUCAAGCCUGGAAGGAUUUCUGUUUGGGAUGCGAGACAGUUCCGAACACGGUGCCGCUCCUCCGCAACGGUUACACUAUCUGUGCGUCAGAGACAGAAACGUGACGAGUCAUGUGGAAAUUACAUAGGGACGUAAACUCACUUAGCAUGCUCUGUUUUGUGUUGUCUCUGCCUGUGGCUGACCGGCUCAGCGAUGAUCGCGUGAUACAGAUGAGCGUGUGUGUUAUGGACAAAGAAAAGCAAACCUGUUGCCAUUUUGGUGCACGCUCACAAAUAUACCAGUGUUUGGGGCAAAAAUACCACUAAAAGUGACACAAAAUGCCCUAUAAAUGUAAAAUAGGGGGGCAAAAAAUUUUUUUUAACAUGUAUUUUAAUACAUAGAUAUAUUUCUGACAUAUAUUUUAAUUUAAGUUUUUGAAAUGGUUGGUGUGUGUGUGUGUGUGUUUUAUGGUUUAGAAAUAUAUCGCUAGAAAAUCAAUUCCAAGAGGCAAAUAUUGUCUGCGGAAUUUCAUUUCUGACCCCAGCUAACAUCUUUGUCUAUCAUCUUUAUGUAAUAAAGGGAAACUCAAAUAAUUUUUAUAUUUUUUUUUACUGUCGAUUUGUUAUGUCCAUUUUGCUCAAUGUGAAAAUGUUAUUUCACUUACCGUACUCUUUGUUUUCUAAGUGUUGUUAAACGAAAAAAGCUAAUUGAGGGCCGUUCACACCAAGAAGGACAAUAUAAAAAAGAUAAAAAUUAAGACAACAGUAAGGAUUUUUAUAGGCACUGAGAAAUGAUAUUCCAUAGCUACGCAAAGAAAAUAUAUUUCCAUAUAUUUAUGAUCUGUAUAUGAAAUGGUUUAAAUAAAAUGAAAAAUAUAUGGAAUAAUAAAAUCCAUUAAUAUAUUACAAUAUAUUGAAUAAUGUUGAUUAAUGUGCAUGUCAAACACAAAUUAGUUGAGUUUAAAAUACUCAAUCCUCACUUUUGAGUUACACCAAGGCAAUAUUUUUUUAAGUGUGUGAUUUUCUCAAACAUUUCUAAUGCAUUCUCAAGCAAAAUAUUGCCUUGGUUUAACUCAAAACUAUUUACUUGAGAAUUGAGUAUUUUGAACUCAACUAAUUUGUGUUUGACCAAUUAGACUUUACAAGUUUUCAACAUGCAACCUGAAGUAAUACCAACACAACUUUCCUCGUAAAUUCAACUUUGUGUAGCAGAAACAUAACUCAAUUGAGUGAAAGUAACUCUCGUAAAUAUAUUGUCGCAUAUUUCUCAAUAUAUGAAAAGCAGCACUUCCAUAUGUAUUAUUCAAUGUAAUGUAAUAUAUUGUUCAGUAUAUUUAAAUUAUUUACGUAAAGGUCAUUGGAAUCACUUUCAGAGCGAUUUUAUCCAGCCACUGACAGCCAAUCAGAAUCCGUCCUGUAACAAUCUCAAGCAUUUAAAGUGACAGACAAGCGAGCACUUACAAUCAACGAAACGAUAUCGUCCGCUGUGGACGCUAAUAUAGUUAUCGUUCUUGGUGUGAACAUACCUUCCUCACGUAAAAUGUUUCUAUACAAUGUCACUUCUUUUUUCGAAUCUUAUAAUGGUUCAAAUGUGGGACAUAACAAAUCUCAUGUGGGAAAAAUGUGAUUUUUUUGUUUUGUAUGAACAUGUUCAGAUGGUUCAUUUGUUAAUGCCUUAAAGUAGAACCAUCUUUAACCAGCCUGAGUCUGUGUGUGGUAUUCGUCAUCUUCCACGAAAGCAAUAUUUUUGUUUAUGGGAAGGGAUCACAUAAUAUCUCUUUGCUUGAUUUGAUUCGAUUCUGUACAAUGACUUGACAAAUACAAGAAAUUGUCUCCGCUAAUAAAAGACAGAGGUAAGGCCCCAUUCCACAGAGAAAUUCAAUCCCAGGCUCUCCUUCAACCCUCAGCUGUGAUCUCGCAAAGCAUUGUUAGAGAUGCUUUGGGAAAAAGAUGCAAGUCGUCGUCAUGCAGUAAGACUCUGUGCCUGAAUGCUGUUGUGUUUUAUAUUAAUGCAACAGUUGCUAUAUUCCUCAGCAGCGCUCUCAGAAGAGACGGAUGAAGAGGAGGAGGAUGAAGAUUACGCGGAUUAUAGCCAUGUGUCUCUGUUACAGACUGGAUAAAUCGCAUUCAACAGCAGGACUCCAUUUAAGCGCAGAGUCAUGUUCAUAUUGUACAUACAUGUACUCUUAUUUAUUUUCCGCAGACAUGUGGAAGAUGCUUAUUGUUCUAGAUGUUUAUUUAUACAUUUUUGUCUUCUUAUUUAUACAUUUAUAGUCCGAAUAAAUGAACUGUCUACCGUCUUUUCUUUGUCGUCUUUGGAAGAAUAUUAUUUAUUAUAAUGUGCAAUGUAACUCUGUAUGUGUUAUGAAAAGUGUAUACAAUUUGUGAAGAAAAGAAAACAGUUUUUGUCAUCCUCCCAAAUCUGCCGCAAAACUUGCAUGUUUUAUUUAUUUGCAAUUCUAAUAAUGUAUUAAGCAUAGAUCUGCUUCGGUUUACAAUCAAAAGCAGCCUUUUCAGUAAAGUCUGUGUAUGAUUUUGACACAUACACCAAAAACAGUGGUUUUAUUUGACAGAAAUAAUGUUGGAAUCAAUGCAUUGUGUUUUAUAAAAUCUAAAUAUAUCCUUGAUGUUAUUUUCUGCCUAUAGGUUUUCUUGUUUUUAUGUGGGUUCUCAGACAAAGGAAUCGUUUAUCAUAUAAUGUAUAUAAUUAACAGCAUCGAUCUAGCAUUGAAUUCUUGCCAUAUAUUGUCUUUUUUAUUUUAGAGAUCCAGCUAUACAUUUAUAGUUUUGUAUUUGUUUGUAAAUGUGUAAUGUAUAUAAAGUGAAUGAUGCCAUUUGUAAAGAUGCAGUAUAAAGAGUAAAAUCUGAAAAAUCUACUUCA